Molecule: messenger RNA, 1509 nt
Organism: Penicillium diatomitis
Lineage: Eukaryota; Fungi; Ascomycota; Eurotiomycetes; Eurotiales; Aspergillaceae
Exons: 1
Coding region: 1-1509 (502 amino acids)
Biological process (GO): transmembrane transport
Source: RefSeq, a predicted model, not a curated record
AUGAAAUCCUUCAGGCCUGUUUUCCGAUGUGCGAUUGAGGGGGCAGCAGAGACGCAGCGCGUGGCAGAGGAGAAGGAAGUAGGAGUCAAUGUCGCCUCCACGCCGGCGACCGAAGAAGUCUCCGGGUAUCGAGUCAAGACGAGCCCGAGACGGGUGGACCGCUGGCUCGAUGCGACGGUGCGGGUGGCCGGGUCGGCCCCGAUCUUCUUAUUGAUCAUUGCGGGUCUUUUGACCUGGGCUCUGAUGGGCAUUCGCUUUGGGGACUCGGAUGUCUGGGUUGCUGCUAUCUCCGAUGUGCAAGCCAUUCUUUGUUACGUUUUCGAUUCAUUCCUCAUGCGCCAGCUGCUCCGCGAAUUCUCCGAGCAGCGCGAAGUCAUGAUUCAGAUACAAUCCCGUUGCAACAGUCACCAACGCAUGAUCGCCAAGGUGAAGGCGAAGCUGGGAAGUGAGCGAGUACGUCGGGUAUCGGAACAUUGCGAUCAUUGGCCACUCGACCCGUUGGACCAUGGAUUGCGCACACAAGGUCUCUUUGGUCGGUGGAUCAUCGUUUCCGCCAAGACCUUUGGACAUAUUGCAACCGGUGCUGUCUACUGGGUGUGCAUCUUCAUUUGGCUGGGGUUUGGCCCCUCUUGUGACUGGUCGAAUCGAUGGCAACUCUAUAUCAACGAUGCGACGUCGGCGCUUAUGAUUCUGGUCUUUGCCUUCCUAGCCUGCCUUCGCGAACGCUACGCAGACUACACAAAUACGUGUCUGGACGCGAUCUUCCGACUUGAUUCAACUCUGGAGAAAGAGCUUCGUCGCCUGAGCGAGGAUGACCUACCAAACCAGACAGAAGUGAUGUCCCCUCCGAAAGAGAGCUUCCUACAAGUCGUCGUCUUCUACUAUGCGGACAUUAUCGGCACUCUUGUCGGUAUGAUCUUCCUCGUACUUGUGGUGAUUGCGUGGGCAGCCGUCGGCCCAGUCUUUGAGUUUAACAGCAACUGGUGGCUGCUCAUCGGCACAUACGCGGGGCUGGUCGGGCUCUUUGACAGUUUCGUGCUUCGAAACAUUCAAGGCAAGGUGCACCAGUACACGGACCAUCAAAUUCGCCUAGUGGAAGAGAGAGAUUUGAGUCUUUUCGCAGGACUAUCAAUGACGGUUCCUUCGGCUGAUGGGACCGAGAAGCCUCUGUCUUUGACUCAGCGUGUCUCGGGCCGGAUGGACCAAGUCAGCUCUCAUAUUUACAUGGUGAUUGCUGGCUUUUUCCUGACAAUUGGUUGUCUUGCCGCUUCCAGCGCCAUGAGGUGGAGUCUUACCGGCCAAUUGAUCUCCAAUGUGCCGCCUAGCGUCAUCGAGACAUUCUUCAUGCUCAUCCUCAUCACCGGCCAGAACGAUGCUGAGGCGAAGGUGCACAUAGAUCUGACCAAUAUCUACUACCGGCGCCAACGACUGCUGCUCUUCAUCCGGCAGGCGAAGGAGACUUGUGCUGAGCCAGAGUUUGCCGAGGACGUCGCGCUGCCCGUGGAAUAG